Molecule: messenger RNA, 3510 nt
Organism: Anarrhichthys ocellatus (wolf-eel)
Lineage: Eukaryota; Metazoa; Chordata; Actinopteri; Perciformes; Anarhichadidae
Product: trinucleotide repeat-containing gene 18 protein-like
Exons: 5
Coding region: 440-2575 (711 amino acids)
Molecular function (GO): chromatin binding
Source: RefSeq, a predicted model, not a curated record
ACUUUUUCACACAACUGUAUAUAUAUAUAGUUCCCGGUCAGCAAUAAUGUCCAGCCAUGAAGAGCACACAGUUUAAAUAUUUCAGAUCCACCAUAAAACCUGAUGGCUCUCUGCUUUCUGUCCAGGCGCCGAGCCGUCCCCGGCGCUGCUCGUGGCCAGCUGCUCCAGGAGGCGAGUCCGCAAGUGCAGUAAAGAGGGCAAAGAAGCGGGAACAAAGCCGGACGACAGCGCUCCUAAGAUCAAAGGAAGACCUGGUCGCAAACCCAAACCCAAACCAGAGACCUCUUUGAACCCAGAUGGCCGUGAAAAAGCUGAUCCUCCAUCCUCCUCCCCGCAGCCUGCAGAGAGGCCCCAGGCUCCAGCCAAGCCUUCCCAGGACCGGACCUCCUCUGUCCAGAAGGCGGCUCCGGAGAAGCCCCGCCCUGCCUCCCGGCCAAUAAUGGGAGCCCAGGCAAAACCAGGCCGCAAAAGCUCCGCCAUUUCUCCUGCAAGUAGCCCCACCCUUCCCAACCCGGUGCCCCGGAAGGCCAGCUCAGCCCAGCCUGCUGCUCCUAAACCAGGCCGUGCCCUCCCUCCCUCCCUCUACCCCUCCACCUACGGAAAAGUCCUGACCGUGGAUCUGUACAGCGAGCCCAACCUCAGCUCGUACAACAGCCAGCGCAGAGAAAGAGAGAGUCGCAGCAGUGACAGUCCCACCACCAACAGGCCGAUGUCCCGACCCGCUAUGGCACCGUCGUCUACUGCGCCCAAGCCAAGCGCUUCGUUCACACCCAGACCCACUUCUGCUUCGCCCAAAACCAAACUGUCCUCGGACCAUCACAGCGGCUCCAGACCCGGCCACGGCUCUGGACUUCUACCCGGUCCCGUCUCCAGGCUGUCAACAGGCAAACAGGGCUCUUCGCUGACUCCCAGACCUUCAUCAUCAUCUUCAUUGUCGUCAUCAUCUGCACCAAGACCCAAACUGAAGAUGCCGUCCGACCAGCUGUCCUCCAGACCCAGCUCCAUCUCCAGGCCCAAGCCCAACCCGGGGCACAGUGACGCGGGCUCAGUGGUGAGACGCAAGCCCCAGCCUGCAGAGCCCCUCGUGAAGCUGGACCACGAAGGUGUCACCUCCCCAAAGACCAAGAAGACCAAGGCCCUGAUGUUGCUCGAGGGUCGAGGCGUCAGAGGAGAUCACACCCCCAUCACCACGGCCACAGCCAAUCAGGAACUGCUAAAGGUGAGACCAAAAGCCCCGGAUAGAGAGUCUGGCCUGAAAGAGAAAGACUCUGCCUACAAAGCUCCAAUGCUUGCCAAGGAGAAGGCAGAGAGUCGUGGAAGUGCCGGCAGAGGACAGGAGGUGGACACAAGAGAGGAGAAAGGUAAAAAAGAGGAGAGGAAGGCGGUGGAGAAAAGAGAGGAGAGGAAGAUUAAAGAUGAAUCUCAGAGUAGCAGCAGCUCGGAGUCAGAGGAGGAAGGGGAGAAGGGGAAGUUAAAGAAAAAGAAGAAAUGCACCUCGAGUUGCUCGUCGUCCUCUUCGUCCUGCUCUGGUUCCUCCUCGUCUUGUUCAUCAUCGUCCUCUUCGUCGUCCUCUUCUUCCACCGAUGACUCUUCCUGCAGCUCAGAUGAAGAGAGGACCCGUACUCCUCCACCAGGCCCUGUCACCCCACCUCCAGUACAGGAUAAACCGAAAGAAGAGACGAAAGAAGAAGAAGAGGAGGAGGAGGAGGAAGAGCUGAAGAAGGAAGUGGAGGUAAAAGAGGAGGAAGACGAGCUGUCUCCUCCCUCACAAUCUCCCUCCCCUUCAUCCUCUCCGACUCCUUCUGCUCCUGAGCCGGCCAAACCUGCUAAACCAGCGACGGGGAAGGGCUCGGGGCAAAGGGGUCGUCCUCCCAAACCGAAGCCCAGCGGAGGAGAGGGGAAGGUGGGGAGACCAAAGCGGAGAGAGGGCGUCCACCUCCCCACAACCAAGGAGCUGGCUAAACGUCAGAGGCUUCCCAGUGUGGAGAACAGGCCCAAAAUAUCUGCUUUCCUCCCAGCCAGACAGCUCUGGAAGUGGUUUGGAAAACCCACUCAGAGACGCGGCAUGAAGGGCAAGGCUAAGAAGCUCUUCUAUAAGGCCAUUGUGCGCGGGCGAGAGAUGAUCCGCAUUGGUGACUGCGCCGUGUUCCUGUCCGCCGGCCGGCCCAACUUGCCCUUCAUCGGCCGCAUCCAGAGCAUGUGGGAGUCCUGGGGCAGCAACAUGGUGGUCAGGGUCAACUGGUUCUAUCAUCCGGAGGAAACCAACCCCGGCAAGAAACUCACCGACAAGAAGAAUUGGGACCAGAUGUGCGGUCAGUCUUUACCAGCAGCGCUGCACUCGUCUAUCCAGAGGAAAGACUUCAUGGAGCGCGCCCUCUACCAGUCCUCUCACAGCGACGAGAAUGACGUGCAGACGGUCAGCCACAAGUGCCUGGUGGUGAGCGUGGAGGAGUACGAGCAGAUGACCCACACGCGCCGCUACGCCGACAGCGAGGACCUCUACUAUCUGGCCGGCACCUACGAGCCCACCACGGGCAUGAUCUUCAACACCGACGGAGUCCCAGUCAUCUGCUGAACCCACGCAGGACUCCAAGACACCAAAUCACGACUCGCUUAACUUUGGAGCUAACCCCCCCCCCCGGUCUCUUCCCAAGUCUAAUCACUGAUCUUCAUUCAUGAUGGAUCUUUUAAGUAACACCACCACGAUACACUUCAAACAGACUGUCACGAGCAGCAUCAACUACAGAGACUAGAGACACUAUAGACAGUAUUACAAGGACCAAGUCUCCUGAAACCUUUGCACACAUAUAAGACUCCAUCAACACUGUUCUGCUCGUUGUGUUCAAGGGAAAGCUUGAGAAUGCACACGAAGCACCUCGGUCUCCUUUUUACAUGUAAAUAUACCCUGCAUAGACACGCGUGUAAAUACCCACCUCCAUGUAACACACACACAGUUAUAUAUAUAGAGGAAAAUAUGAGUGUUUUAUUUUCAUGUAAUAGAUUUAUGUCAGAGUACUUUUUUCUAAAGAGGUUAACAGUCGAGAAGCUUUAAUGAACUGUGAAUGAUGGUGAGGAGAGAGGCGUCCGUCCGUCCGUCCUCCUGCUGUGGCGGGACGGACGGAUGGACGGACGCACGCGGCGGUGAUGUGACGUUGUGAUUAUGAUGUUGCCGUGGUGAUGUUACAGUCAUAUAAAUGUAUCUACAGAACAGCAGGAGCGACGGACAGAGACAGAGAGAAGUAGCGACUCCUUCCACCGCUGUCCAGCAGAAAGCACUUGACACUUAACGUCUCUCCAAAUUUAAGUUAACCCCUUCAAUUCCCCUUUGACAAUCCUCACCCGGGCAGGCCAACUGUCCGCGUGAUACUAAAACUUCUGACUCCCUCAGAGAUUCGGGCUUAAAGAGAGAGAGAGAGAGAGAGGAAGGAAUCUUGUACUAUGAAAAGCACUUCCCAUUUUCAUCUUUAGUUCCUAUUCUUUGAGGAAGAAUCCACCCUGAGAACAUUUAAA